CGUGUCCCCAGAGUUCCCCCUAGCCACAGACAAAUUAGCUUUUCUUUCCACCUCUCCUCCAACCCCCACCUUCAUCCAUUCAAUUCACCCUCUAUUAAAAACCUUUUCUUAUGAGGCAAUAAUUGAUAUUUUUAUUUAUGGACAUGUUUUAGCUCAUUUUGCGCAUCCCAUAGCCUGUUUUCCUGGCGGGGCCCCACCUUACCACCCCCCAGCUACGGCCCUGGCCUCUCUUUCUCUCCCUCCCCACUCAUUGAUCAGUUAAACGUGGGUGUGAGACAUUGGCGUUAGAUCAAGGACUGCAUGUUUAGCACACAAAGUAUUACCUUUGAGUGGGGUACACUUAUUUAAUAAUAGUAAUAAUAAUAAAAAUGAUAAUAAUAAUAACACCCCACCCAUCUGCUGUGAUUCCUCAGCCACUCUGGACAGCUACAGCAUAUUUAAAAACAUAAUAACAUUGAGAAGGAGGUUUUUCCUAUGGAAAGGCCCUAUAAUUAGGAGCGUUCCAGCAUUUGGCACAUACUGUAUUAGAACUUUAGCUCACAGCCUAUGAGGGAGAAAAUCAUAUUCCUGUCCACUUUUUGCCACAUUUUCUAUAACUCUCACCAUGCCUCCCCAUCGCUCACCUUUUCCCAAAAAGAGUCUUGAGUUUGUUUUUUCAGGCAGCCACCCACUUUUCAGCCUCGGCCUCUGGGAUCCCCUCCCUCACGUCACCCUCGAGCCCUUCUGCAUAUGGCAAAAUUAAUUGGAAUCCCACAAAAUCCUGUGUGAAGAAAAGUCCUUCCUUUUGCCUGCCCUGACUUUCCCUGCAUUGAGCUUCACUAGGUCUUCACAGCAGAUUAAAAAGGACCCAGUCAUUUUUUGAUUAUGCUAAAAAUGCCGUGCAAUCCCAGUCUUCACCCAGUGUUUUUUCAUACUAUCAGAGAGGCUGGCAAUUUUGUCCAAAUUCACUCAAAAUAGGCACUGUGAUGGAGUGUUGGGCUGCUUCUCCUCUUUACAUCGAGGCUAAGAGCUGGAAAUGGAGCAAUUUGUGGGGGAAAUGGAGUUAGUUUUUAAAAUUAGUCUGAGGCUCAUGUGAAGUUAGGCAAAAUAGAGCCACACUUCUCUCCAGCUCUCACUGGAAAUGAUUCCUUAAACCAGCCACCGCCAAGAGCAUUCCUUUUAAAAUAAAGAAAUUAUUUUCCUCUACACGAAAGAGGCUCUGCUCCAGCUAACUCCACAGCUCCAUAUCAGCAAAGAUCCAGACGAGUCUGGAUUUCCUGGAAAGGAAACACACAUACAGCCAACUCCAUAGCUCCAUAUCAGCAGAGAUCCGGAGGCAUCGAGUCUGAAAAGGAAACACGCCCAUUUGCAGACGGAAAAGUGAGAAAAUGAAACCAACUCUCUUCCUGGGGAGGUGGCCAUGGCUGCUUCUGGGGGUCCUGUCAUGAAUCUCUGCGAGGAAGCCACUUGCUGCAUCUGCCUGGAUUAUUUCCAGGAUCCAGUGAUCAUCCCGGAGUGUGGGCACAACUUCUGCCGAGCCUGCCUGACCCAGUAUUGGAGGAAAUCCGAGCGAGAGGCUUCCUGCCCUCAGUGCAGGAAAACAGUGGAGCGAUGCAGCAUCAGGCAAAACCAGCAGCUGGCAAAUGUGGAAAUAACUAAGAAAUUCAACCUUCUGGGCGGAAUAAAGGAGGCAGAAGGAAAGGGGAGAGUUUGCGAGAAGCACAAGGAGCCCCUGAAGCUGUUUUGCAAGGAGGAUGAAGCCCCCAUCUGCCUGGUUUGUGACAGAUCCAAGGAGCACAAAAGCCACAAGGUGGUUCCUAUAGAGGAGGCGUCCCCGGAGUACAAGGAUCAGCUAAGCAGCUGCCUAGACAACAUGAGAAAGGCGCGAAAGAAAAUUAUGGUGUUUCAAGCAGAUGCAGAAAAGGAAAGCCAAGACCUGCUUAAGCAAAUGGAAGCAGAGAGGGAAAAGAUGGUGGCUGAGAUCAGGCAGAUGCAUCAGUUUCUGGAAGAAAAAGAGAAGCUUCUUCUGGCCCAGAUGGCGGAAGUGGAGAAGGAGAUUGCAAAGAAAAGGGAGGAGCACCUGGCCAGACUCUCCUUGAAACUCUCCUCUCUUGACAGUCUCAUCCGAGAGAUGGAGGAGAAGCUUCGGGAACCAGCAAGUGAAUUCCUGCAGGAUAUCAGAAGCUUCUUGCAGAGAUCUCAGGUGAAGGAGAACUUAGAGAAUCCUCCUGUGGCUUUUCCUCCUGCCCUGAAGUGGAGGAUCUGGGACUUCAGCGAUAUUCAUCCCUUCCUGGAGGGAGUCAUGAAGAAAUUCAGAGACACUGUGGAAUAUGGAGUUCAUCUGCGGAAAGAAAAAGUAACUUUGGAUCCAGACACAGCAAAUCCCUACCUCAUCCUGUCUGAGGAUCGAAAGAGAGUGAUUCGGGGGAAAGUCUACCAAGACCUGCCAAACAACCCUGAGAGAUUUGACAUGCGUGGCUAUGUGCUGGGAUGUGAGGGGUUCACAUCAGGCAGACAUUUCUGGGAGGUCACUGUGGGAAGGGAGGAGACCUGGGAACUGGAGGUUGCCAGAAAUUCCGUGAAGAGGAAGUGUCUUUUCUCUUUUGCUCCUAGGGAAAGGAGUCGGGUAAAAGAGUGUCAAGAGAUGGCAAACAACCCUGAGAGAUUUGACUGCAAUACCUUCCUUGAGGUAUUCGAGGGAGACAGAUAUUUCUGUGAGGUUUUUUUGAUGAGCGAGGGGGAAUGGGCCAUGGGGGUGGCAAGAAAGUCUGUGAAGAGGAAAGGCAAGUUUACCCCUGGUCCUAAGGAAGGGAUCUGGCGCAUAGGGAACUGGGGUGAUCAAUACAGGGUCUCCAACUUAGAUGGGCCCCCUGUUUCGAUGCUGGGUGAGGAGCCCAAGAGGAUCCGAGUGGCCCUGAACUGUGAAGGGGGCCGGGUGUCAUUUUACAAUGCAGAUACAGCAGCCCUUCUCCACUCAUUCUCAGAAGCCUCCUUCUCAGGAGAGACCCUCCAGCCCUUCCUUUACAUGUUCACUGAAGGCCACCUGACACUUCAGCUUAUUCAGAGAUUCUGUGUCCUAGAUCUCUGCGAGGAAGCCACUUGCCCCAUCUGCCUGGAGUGUUUCAGGGAUCCAGUGAUCAUCCCGGAGUGCGGGCACAACUUCUGCCGAUCCUGCCUGACCCAGUGCUGGGAGAAAUCCGAGGGACAGGCUUCCUGCCCUCAGUGCAGAGAAAUCAUUCAGCACAGGAAUCUCAUCCCCAAUCGGCCGCUGGCAAAUGUUGUGGAAAAACUCAAUAUUCAAGGUGAAAAGGAGGCCGAGCACAAAAGCCACGAGGCGAUUCUUCUGGAGGAGGCGUUCGAGGAGUACAAGAAACAAACAGAUGCAGAGAGGAAAAAGAUAGGGGCUGAGUUCAGGCGACUGCGCCAGUUUCUGGAAAAACAAGAGAAGCGUAUUCUGACCCAGAUGGCAGAAGUGGAGAAGGAGAUUGCAGCAAAAAGGGAGCAGCACCUGGCCAGACUCUCUGGGGAACUCUCCUCUCUUGAGAGCCUCAUCCGGGAGAUGGAGGAGAAGCUUCAGGAACCAGCCAGUGAACUCCUGCAGGAUAUUGGAAGCUUCUUGCAGAGGUCUCAGGCGAAGGAGAACUUAGAGGAUCCUCCUGUGGCUUUUCCUCCUGCCCUGAAGUGGAGAAUCUGGGACUUCUGUGAUAUAAAUCCCUUCCUGGAGGGUGUUGUGAAGAAAUUCAGAGACACUGUGGAAUAUGGACUUCAGCUGCGAAAAGAAAACGUAACUUUGGAUCCAGACACAGCAAAUCCCUGGCUCAUCCUGUCUGAGGAUCGAAAGAGUGUGAGAGAGGGAGAAGUGCAUCAAGACCUGCCAGACAACCCUGAGAGAUUUGAUACAUAUAACUAUGUGCUGGGAUGUGAGGGUUUCACAUCAGGCAGGCAUUUCUGGGAGGUCACUGUGGGAAGAGAGGAGAGAUGGGGGGUGGGGGUUGCCAGAAAGUCUGUGAAGAGGAAGGGUCGUUUGUCUUUUGGUCCUAGGGGAGGGAUCUGGGGUUUUGGGAAGUGGGGCGGUGGGUACAAUUGCUCCCCCCAUGAGGAGCCCAAGAGGAUCCGAGUGACCCUGAACUGUGAAGGGGGACGGGUGUCCUUUUACGAUGCCGAUACAGCAGCCCUCCUCUGCACAUAUCCAGCAGCCUCCUUCUCAGGAGAGACCCUCCAGCCCUUCUUUUACGUGAGCAAGAAAGCCAACCUAAGACUCUACUGACUGAGGGUGGAGACAGACAGGGCUGUCUUGAGCAGAUCGCGCGCCCUGGUGCUGAGGGGCGGAGAUUG
Zootoca vivipara (common lizard) is the source of this 4314-nucleotide messenger RNA. Lineage: Eukaryota; Metazoa; Chordata; Lepidosauria; Squamata; Lacertidae. The record is from RefSeq and is a predicted model, not a curated record.